AUGUCGUUUCAUAGAUCCAGUGCAAGUCCUACACGUGGCUACACUGAAUUUGAUCCUGAAACAGGUGAUGGAAUCGGGAGAAAAAGAUCGCUUGUUAGACCCGAAAGAACACGUUUAGAUGAAAACCACCGAAGGUUCCAUUAUGCCCAAGUUGCCAAUCAAGAGGCAGACCAUAUUAAAGUGCAACCUUCGUCUUCCGGGCUAGAUCCUUCGGAAUCAAAUGAAUUAGGUCGCUCAAGAUCACAUCUUAGUGCGUAUACUUCAAAUAAAUUUGAAAGUACUAACCAGCUUGAAGAUGACACUGAGGGGAUUCCAUUGAUGGAUAUUCAUGAUUCGUCGCCUCAAGGUAGUCCCAACACCCAAGAUUUGAAAGGGGGUAGGGAAGUUUAUGGAUUGAAUGAUGAAAUCAAGGAUUAUUCACAAUCGCCUCUGAAGAGUAAAGUUAUUUCCAAUGGUAUACCUAGGCCUCAAGUGCAAGGUACGAAAAAUAGAAAGAAGAAUGCCGACAAGAGCGAUAUUUAUUUUUGGAAAGUUUAUUGUUACGCAAUCACUUUUUGGGCACCAGCACCAUUGUUGAAAUUAUUUGGACUUCGAACUAAAGAUCGUCAAUUUGCAUGGAGGGAAAAAAUUGGUUUGAUUUCAUGUAUUUUAUAUAUUGGUGCAUUUGUUGCAUAUUUGACUUUUGGUUUUACCAAAACUGUUUGUUCAAGUGAACGUGUUAGAACUAGAAUCAAUGAGGUCAACAGUGGGUACUUGAUUAUCAAUGGUAGAUCAUUUGAUUUAACUUCAUCAAAACAUCCCGCUGCAGCAGGGAUUGGAGCCGGUUCUAAUGUGUUGUAUCCACCCAUCAAUGCUGGUGGUAAAGAUGCUUCAUUUUUGUUUCAAAAUGUCAAUGGGAAUUGUAAAAAUUUGAUCAAACCAAGAGACAACUGUACCAUUCCUUAUAAUGAUGAUAACGAACUUGCAUGGUAUAUGCCGUGUAGAGUUUUCAGUCAAGAUGGAUCUGACUCAGUUAAUAACACUGACGCGUAUUAUAAUGGUUGGGCCUGUCACACAAGUGAAACUGCACGUAAAGCAUAUUACAGUUUGAAGGUUUCUGGUGAUGUUUAUUUCACUUGGGAUGAUAUUAAGAAUUCGUCAAGAAACUUGGUUGUUUAUUCGGGAAACGUUUUGGAUCUCAAUUUGGUUAAUUGGAUUCAAAAAGAUGAUGUAACGUAUCCAGAUCUUUUUGACAAGUUACGUGAUGAUCCCACAUAUCGAGGAAUAGAUAUUUCGUUGGUGUUAACUGACCCCAGUGAACGUCAAGCGGCAAGAUGUCUUACUGAGAUUAUCAAAGUUGGGUCUAUUGAUUCAGAUACAAUUGGAUGUAUUGCUUCACAAAUUGUUUUGAUUGUUUCGUUGGUAUUUAUCUUGUCGGUGGUUAUUGUCAAGUUCGUCAUGGCUUGUUGGUUUAGAUGGGUGACUUCGAGAAAACAAGGUGCCACAGAGUAUGACAAUAAAACAAUGGCGGCACGUAAUAAAGCAAUUGAAAAUUGGGUAGAUAAUGGUGCUGCAGGUGUGGGUCCAGAAAUCAAAACAGUUCCUGUUAAAGCAAGAGCAAAUUACAAAUCUGCCAAGACAAACAGACAAAGUGUUUUCCAAAGGGCACAAAAACUUGCUUUGGGACCAAAUGCAGACUUGUCACAAUAUUACGAUAACCCAAGUGCACUUUCAAAAACAUUCAAGUAUACCACAAUGUCAACACAAGCUGCAUUGUUGGGUAAAAAUGGAUAUGGUAAAAAGAACACAUUGGGCAAUGGUGGUGGUACAGGUAAAAACAGUACUAGACAAUCUACCUUGUACUUGAAUGACCAAGGCUCGUCAACUGAUUUAUUGAAUCGUCCAGUAUCAACCUAUAACCCGUUUGAUGGAUUUGAAGAAUCAGUGGUGAAUGGUUUAUCUCCUGAUAUUAUUCAUCCUGAUGUUGUACCUCAACCACCAGUUGAGUAUCAACCAUUUGGGUACCCAUUGGUGCAUUCGAUUAAUUUGGUUACUUGUUAUUCUGAAGAUGAGGACGGUAUUCGUACAACAUUGGAUUCCAUCGCCACAACCGACUAUCCAAACUCUCACAAGCUUAUUCUCGUUGUUUGUGAUGGUAUUAUUAAAGGUUCAGGUAAUGAUAGAACUACACCGGAUAUUGUAUUGGAUAUGAUGUCAGAUUUGACUGUCCCAAAAGAUGAAGUUCAAGCUUACUCGUAUGUGGCUGUUGCUCAAGGUAGUAAGCGUCACAAUAUGGCCAAGGUCUAUGCUGGUUUCUACAAUUAUAAUGAUGAUACUGUCCCUCCAGAAAAGCAACAACGUGUCCCAAUGCUCACAGUUGUUAAAUGUGGUACUCCAGAAGAAGCAAAUAUGCCUAAACCUGGUAAUAGAGGUAAACGUGAUUCACAAAUCAUUUUGAUGUCAUUUUUACAAAAAGUCGUGUUUGAUGAAAGAAUGACGAGUUUGGAAUUUGAAAUGUUUUCUAGUAUUUGGCGUAUUACUGGGUUAAUGGCUGAAUUUUAUGAAAUUGUGCUAAUGGUUGAUGCUGAUACCAAAGUUUACCCUGAUUCGUUGACCCACAUGGCUGCUGAAAUGGUUAAAGAUCCAAUGAUUAUGGGAUUAUGUGGAGAAACUAAAAUCUCAAACAAAGCUCAAACUUGGGUCACAGCAAUUCAAGUGUUUGAAUACUAUAUUUCGCAUCAUCAAGCUAAGGCGUUUGAAUCUAUUUUUGGUGGUGUUACUUGUUUGCCUGGAUGUUUCUCAAUGUACAGAAUCAAGGCACCAAAAGGGUCAGAUGGAUAUUGGGUACCCAUAUUGGCCAAUCCAGAUAUCGUCGAAAGAUAUUCGGACAAUGUUGUUGACACUUUGCAUAAAAAGAAUUUGUUGUUAUUGGGUGAAGAUCGUUUCCUUUCAUCAUUAAUGUUGAGAACUUUCCCCAAGAGGAAACAAGUUUUUGUACCUAAAGCUGCUUGUAAAACUAUUGUUCCUGAUAAAUUCCUUGUUUUGUUGUCACAACGUCGUAGAUGGAUUAAUUCAACGGUGCACAAUUUGAUGGAAUUGGUUUUGGUUAAUGAUUUAUGUGGUACAUUUUGCUUUUCCAUGCAAUUUGUCAUUUUUAUUGAAUUGGUUGGUACUUUGGUGUUACCAGCAGCUAUUUCAUUUACUAUUUAUGUUAUUAUUGUUGCCAUUAUUUCCAAACCAACCCCAAUUAUGUCUUUGGUUUUGUUGGCAGUUAUUUUUGGUUUACCGGGUUGUUUGAUUGUUAUAACCAUUUCAUCCAUGUCAUAUAUUAUUUAUUUUUUUAUUUACUUGAUUGCUUUACCAAUUUGGAAUUUUGUUCUUCCAUCUUAUGCUUAUUGGAAAUUUGAUGAUUUCAGUUGGGGUGAAACCCGAACUGUUGCUGGUGGUAAUAAAGGACUGGAUCAUGGUGCUACUGAAGGUGUGUUUGAUGCAUCAAAGAUUAAGAUGAGAAGAUGGAGAGAAUGGGAGAGAGAACGUAGAAGUAAUGAGUAUGCUGUUGUUGGAGCUGGUGGUGGAGCUGGAGCUACUGGUGCCGAAAGUGUUGCAACAAGUCCGUAUGGAAAAGGAAAUGUGCAAAACUUGUCUAUGCCCUCGGCUGUUUGGGAUCCUUCUAAUAAUGAGAAACUAAUUGACGGCUUCGAUCAAGAAGGAUCUUCCUCGGGAUCUAGUUGA
Messenger RNA from Lodderomyces orthopsilosis Co 90-125, 3711 nucleotides. It is a transcript of the gene CHS3, whose product is annotated as chitin synthase. The transcript has a single exon. Gene Ontology annotation, cellular component: cell periphery; cell septum. The record is from RefSeq and is a predicted model, not a curated record. Lineage: Eukaryota; Fungi; Ascomycota; Pichiomycetes; Serinales; Debaryomycetaceae. Gene Ontology annotation, molecular function: chitin synthase activity. The coding region runs from base 1 to 3711 and encodes 1236 amino acids.